This is a messenger RNA of Saccostrea cuccullata (small rock oyster), 592 nucleotides long. Its product is annotated as C-type lectin domain family 4 member G-like. The coding region runs from base 98 to 592 and encodes 164 amino acids. The transcript is spliced from 5 exons. NCBI's taxonomy places the organism in Eukaryota, Metazoa, Mollusca, Bivalvia, Ostreida, Ostreidae. Gene Ontology annotation, molecular function: signaling receptor activity. The record is from RefSeq and is a predicted model, not a curated record.
AAGUGCGCAUAUUUCUCUAGUUUGUCAUGACGUGAAAAAGAAACAAUCCAAUAUACUCUCCGCUACUUCCUGCUUUGUGUGUAUUCAACACGAGAGCAUGUUUAAAAUCAAACUUACGUGUUCAUUCUGUUUCCUAGUUUCCGAAAUAGUCUGCUCGUGGAGUCCAUGUCCUGAAAAUAGACUAUCAUAUCUGUUUAAAGAACAUAGCAUCAAUUGGAAUACGGCUGCCAAGGAAUGUAAAGAAGCUGGAGGUGCUUUAGCCACGGUCAUCAGCGAAAUAUGUACACUCAGGAAUCUAAAUGAAAACUUGACCUACUUCAUUGGAGGUAAGAAGUCACCCUCUGGGAACUGGACAUGGGAAGAUGGUACUCAGAUAAACCAAACACACUGGGCUGCAGGAGAACCGAAUGACUCUGGAAGAAAUGAAAAUUGUUUACAAAUGUGGUAUAAAAAUGCUACUUAUCUUUGGAAUGACAUCUCUUGUGACAGUAAAAUUGAUGGCGGAUACAUUUGUCAGAAGAAAUCAAGCAUUACAGAGAGCAGUUUAUCAGGAAUAAGUGAACAACCAACAACAAUAACAACAACCAAUUAA